Messenger RNA from Cebus imitator (Panamanian white-faced capuchin), 3031 nucleotides. It is a transcript of the gene TJAP1, whose product is annotated as tight junction associated protein 1. The record is from RefSeq and is a predicted model, not a curated record. Gene Ontology annotation, cellular component: trans-Golgi network. The transcript is spliced from 10 exons. Lineage: Eukaryota; Metazoa; Chordata; Mammalia; Primates; Cebidae. Gene Ontology annotation, biological process: Golgi organization. The coding region runs from base 650 to 2326 and encodes 558 amino acids.
AUCUGUGCUUUUAGCACCAGAGUUUGAGAAGAUCCCUCAGUUACCAUGCUGCUGCUGCUUUUCACGCCUCAGAGACAAAUGAACUAGAGUGGGAAGGGAAUUUUCUUCUAGACCAGAUCAUUUCCGCUCUAGGAUAAAAAGUUAGGAUCAGCUGCAGGAUUCUCUUUAGGACUGGGGAGGUAGAGGAAAACCUUGGCCUGGUUCUGGGGAAUUCCCUGGGCAGAAGAGUGAAGCUACUUUUAAACUGAAUGCUGGGACCCUGAACCAGGGACCUAUGUGAGAUGUCACUCCCAUUGACGACCGUUGCUCUGGGAGAUGGAGUUUGGCCCCUUCACCUCCUUCCACGUCUGGAGCUUCAGGUGGACUUUAGCCAUGAAAACUGGGAAGGGCGCCUCAGUAGAGUCAGGGCAGGACCUGGCUUUCGAUUCCACAUUGGGCUUAGAAAAGAUCCUGGCUUCGGAUUGAUUGAUGGGAGCUGUUGGCUAAAGGAAGUGGAGGGGCCGUGGGAUGCGGAGAGCCGAGGGCUAACUCCCGGACGGCGGAACAGAGAGAGCUGCCGACAAACAGACGUCCAGAGUCCUCCUGGCCACAUCUCUGAGCCUCCCUCCUUGCUCCCCCUCAGCAGCUGGAGGGGCUGUCCCACCCCAGAAUGACCAGUGCCGCCCCUACUAAGAAACCCUACCGUAAGGCGCCGCCGGAGCAUCGGGAGCUGCGACUAGAAAUUCCUGGAUCCCGGCUUGAGCAGGAGGAACCCCUGACUGACGCAGAAAGGAUGAAGCUCUUGCAGCAGGAAAAUGAAGAGCUUCGCCGGCGCCUGGCCUCGGCCACUAGACGCACUGAGGCCCUGGAACGUGAGCUGGAAAUCGGGCAGGACUGCCUGGAGCUGGAGCUGGGCCAGAGCCGCGAAGAGCUGGACAAGUUUAAGGAUAAGUUCCGCAGGCUGCAGAACAGCUACACGGCUUCCCAGCGGACCAACCAGGAGUUGGAAGACAAGCUGCACACCCUGGCCUCUCUUAGCCACAGCUGGAUUUUUGCAAUCAAGAAGGCUGAGAUGGAUAGGAAGACGUUGGACUGGGAGAUCGUGGAGCUGACCAACAAGCUGCUGGAUGCCAAGAACACCAUCAACAAGCUGGAAGAGCUCAACGAGCGGUACCGGCUGGACUGCAACCUGGCUGUGCAGCUUCUCAAGUGCAACAAGUCCCAUUUCCGAAACCACAAGUUCGCCGAUCUGCCCUGUGAGCUACAGGACAUGGUUCGGAAACACCUCCAUAGUGGUCAGGAGGCCGCCAGCCCAGGUCCUGCCCCCAGCUUAGCCCCAGGGGCUGUGGUGCCUACCUCGGUCAUUGCCCGAGUGUUAGAGAAGCCAGAGUCUCUGCUGCUGAAUUCAGCCCAGUCAGGUAGCGCUGGGCGCCCCUUGGCUGAGGAUGUCUUUGUGCAUGUGGACAUGAGUGAGGGUGUCCCAGGUGACCCAGCCAGUCCUCCAGCUCCUGGCAGCCCCACCCCCCAACCCAAUGGAGAGUGCCACUCUCUGAGUAAUGCUGGGGGCUCCCCGGAGGAAGAGCUGCCUCUACCAGCCUUUGAGAAGCUGAGCCCCUACCCAACCCCGUCUCCACCACACCCACUGUAUCCUGGCCGCAGGGUAAUAGAGUUCUCUGAGGAUAAGGUUCGGAUCCCCCGCAAUAGCCCCCUGCCCAACUGCACUUACGCUACCCGCCAGGCCAUUUCGCUGAGCCUGGUGGAGGAGGGGAGUGAGCGGGGCCGCCCUAGCCCAGUGCCCAGCACCCCUGCCUCAGCCCAGGCCUCACCCCACCACCAGCCCAGCCCAGCGCCCCCAGCACUCAGUGCCCCAGCCAGCUCAGCCAGCUCUGAAGAGGACCUGCUGGCCAGCUGGCAGCGGGCAUUUGUGGACCGUACUCCGCCACCUGCUGCUGUGGCCCAGCGCACAGCCUUUGGACGUGAUGCCCUCCCUGAGUUGCAGCGCCAUUUUGCCCAUAGCCCUGCUGACAGAGAUGACAUGGUCCAGGCACCUUCUCCCCAACCUGAAGAGAAGGAGCUUUUGCUACCCACAGAACCUGACUCUGGCUUUCCAAGGGAGGAGGAAGAAGAGCUGAACCUGCCCAUCAGCCUUGAGGAAGAGCGCCAGAGUCUGCUGCCCAUUAACAGUGGCACAGAGGAGGGGCCUGGCACUUCCCACACCGAAGGCAGGGCCUGGCCACUCCCCAGCUCCAGCCGCCCCCAGCGCAGCCCCAAGAGGAUGGGGGUCCACCACCUGCACCGCAAGGACAGCCUGACCCAGGCCCAGGAGCAGGGCAACCUGCUCAACUAGGCCCCUGCCAGCCUUCCUGCCAUUGCUGCACUGGGACUGCAAGGAGGCCCCACACCUUUUCAGCUCAGGGUCCCCAGUCCAAGCCCUUGACCUUGUCCCUAUCCAGACCUGCACAGCUGCUUCCUGUGUGGGUGGGGUUGGGUGGUGGGCCACACCAGGCCUGUCAGCUGCGUUUACUAACCACAGCAGCUGGCCUCAUGGUUUUCCCCUUUUCGUAGAAUAUUUAUUCUCCAGAGGUAAUGCGCAGUUCGGUCUCAACACCUUUCCUCCAAUCAGCCCAACCCAGCCCAGACUGGUCUGUUGUGGGGAGCUGAGGCGUUUAUCAGUAUUCAUCUUCCAACCUCCUGUCAUAGUCACAAGCUUUGUUAUUAUUAUUAUUAUUUUUGCGAGGGAUGUUGCUGGAGUUACUAACCUCAUUUCUGUUUCCUUUCCCCCAAUCCUCCGCAUGAGCUGUUGCCCUCAGGGGGCCUGGCACAGCUGGCCUCGGGGAUGGGGGAUGAGGGAGAGGACUGACUCAGGGCUCCCCUCAGCUGUUUCCUCCCUCCCUCUGGGAGGGUGGGGUUCAGGGGCCUCAAGCUGGGCUCUGGGUGAGGCCUGCCCCCCCUCCCCAACCUUGGCUCUAGACUGUUACUCCCAGCUUUGGGAAAUUUUCACAUUGAUGACUAUUUUAAAAUCAAAUAAAACUAUUUUACUGGUAUGGCCUAA